Messenger RNA from Penicillium cosmopolitanum, 756 nucleotides. RefSeq names its product EGFR-like transmembrane domain-containing protein. The record is from RefSeq and is a predicted model, not a curated record. Bases 1 to 756 code for a protein of 251 amino acids. The transcript has 3 exons. NCBI's taxonomy places the organism in Eukaryota, Fungi, Ascomycota, Eurotiomycetes, Eurotiales, Aspergillaceae.
AUGUCAAACGCGUCGUUGACCACAAUUGCCGCUACGACAAUACCUGAGCGAACAGGAACAGCAGGUGGCAUCACAUCGUUUGUCCCUCUCACAACGGUAUAUACAGCGAAUCCAAUCUGCGGCAAUGUCUUUGUGAAAUAUCCCACUCCCAACAAUCAUUUUGGUUUGAUGGGUUGGGACCCUUCAUAUGGCGAGAAGGUUGAUUCAUUCUAUGACUGCAACCCGUCCAUCGUAUCGCGAUGGUUCACACAGUCAACAAAUAGCGGAGGAAAAGCCGGCGAUUGUGCGAUGGCUGUCAGCUCAGGGCAGAUUCUCACCUACGCCUCCGCAACAGCAAGCUCCCACUACCACACUUUCACAACUACUAUGAUGUCUCAAUCGACUGUUGGUGCGAUUGCCAUCACAGGAUGGAAUGUCAACUACGUGCGGAAUGUGGCAUCUUCAACUUCUACUUCUACUUCAACCUCGGACAAUACUACGUCAGACGCCACGAGCGCGGGAAUAGUCGUUGGUGUUAUUGCUGGUGUAUCAUUGCUUGCAAUGGCGCUGUUCAUAUUUAUAAGGAGGCGAAGAAAACAAUAUAAAGAAACAACUCCUGAAGCCGACUCAAGUCAAGCUAUGCAGCCGGAGGAGCUACAUGGCCAGGAUCUCCCGCAUGAGAUGGAUCAGGCAAAUAUGGUGGCCGAGUUAUCUACCGAGCAUGAGACGCGGUACGAACUCGACGGUCAAGAAGACUCAGAAGAGAAGAAUAAAUAA